Molecule: messenger RNA, 1553 nt
Organism: Dacryopinax primogenitus
Lineage: Eukaryota; Fungi; Basidiomycota; Dacrymycetes; Dacrymycetales; Dacrymycetaceae
Exons: 2
Coding region: 82-1509 (475 amino acids)
Biological process (GO): tRNA wobble position uridine thiolation
Cellular component (GO): cytosol
Molecular function (GO): sulfurtransferase activity; tRNA binding
Source: RefSeq, a predicted model, not a curated record
CCCACCUGCUCAACCAUCGGAAGAACAAUCGAGCUUACACAAGUUGAUAUUUCUGUCAAUCCAUCCAGCGUCAAGGUCGACAUGUCGUGCGAGGGGCCCCCAUCAGCGGAGGACUUGAUGCCUAAGCGCCCGCGGUACGACCGCGACCAGACAUGCAUCAAGUGCAAGUCCCACCGCGGGAACCUCGUAAUUAAGCAUGCGGUCUACUGCUUCUCCUGCUUGCCCGCAAUGCUCAUCCGCAAGUUCCGCCGCGCCCUCUCCGCAUCACUCGACCCAGCAGCACCCCCUCGAGGUACACCCUCCCGCACCCCGCCGCCAGAUGUUGUCCUCGCCCUGUCUGGCGGGCCGAGCUCUACCGUCCUCCUCGACAUGGUGUGGAAGUGUUUCUCUGUCGAGGGCUCGGGAAGGAAGGACGAGCGCCGGCAGGUUGGGAGCGUCAGAGCUGUAUAUGUGGACUGGAGCUGCUUGGGAGGGAAGAGCGUUGUCGAAUCUCUGAGGGAAGCUUGCCAGCGGUACGGGAUCGAGUUAACCAUGGUGAUGGGAGAAGCGGCAUUCGACGCGGCAUGGACAAGUGCAGUUGGAAUGCCUCGCCCGACAAGCGAACUUCUGGUCAACCAACACUCUGACCGCCUCCCUUUUCUCCCCUCCCCUAUGGGAGCUGGACCAAGCGACCCCAUUGCCACACUUCGCGCCCACCUCGCUAGCCUGCCCACGCCCUCUGCGAUCCCAGCAAUGCUGCGCACCCUCACCCGUCUUCUGAUACUGAACACAACGUGCGCCCUCUCCUGCUCUGUCCUGAUGCUCGGCACCUGCCUUCCCCGACUUUCCGUCGAUCUGCUAGAGAACGUCGCAUACGGCGGGGGCUUUUCCCUCGGUUCCGAGCGAGAGGAGUCCGUCUCCCUCCCCCUGGGAGAGGUACACGUCAUCCGUCCACUCCGAGACUGGAGCCUCAAAGAGCUAGGCUGGUGGCUGCACUCCCGCUCGCUCCCCGUCCCCCGCGGAGUAGACGGCAAGCCCGAUCGUCUACUCGCCCCUUCAGGAGGGAAAACGCUCAGCAAGCUGACAGAAGACUUCGUCCUCGGCCUGGAGAGGGAUUACCCAAGCACAGUCUCCACCAUAUCCAAGACAGCGACAAAGGUCGUCCCCGCCGAACCGGCGGCAUACAGGUGCGCGUACUGCCUCCGACCAGCGCAGAAGAACGCCACCCGAUGGAAAGCGGGGACGGCGGUUCUCGUGCUGCCUUCACUAGCAGAUGGGGGAAACGACCCCCUCGCUCCGCCCAAGACGCCGCCCUUGCCUGGUGCGCAGGGACUCGCGGAUGGGCUGUGCUAUUCGUGCUAUACGCAUCUCACAUCUCGGGGAGGAACUGGAGCUGGGAAAGUGCGGUCAAUCGCUUCACAGGAUGCAGACAGGUCUGGAAGUACCGGAAUGCCCAUGCCCGUGUGGGUCAGAAGAGUCAGGGAAGAAGAGAUGAAGCAGCACAUCGGGGAGUUUCUAUUAGAGGAGUAGGCGUCACCUCGUGCAGGAUUCCACUGUAAUACUAUGCAAUUCGC